AUCAAAUGCGAGCCGUGAAAAGGCUAUUUACAAGAAUGAUGUCCAAGUUAUCGGACGACGCUCGCAUUUUGAACGAGAGGGGGUACCAUUUAUUGAGCGACUCAAAUCUGGGAGAAGGAACAUAUGCUAAAGUGAAGUGCGCUUACUCCAACGACACUAAGCAACACGUUGCUGUCAAAAUUAUUGAUAGGAAACGAGCUCCAAAAGAUUUUAUUAAUAAGUUUCUGCCUCGGGAGAUGGUCGUUAUUCAGACCUUGCGUCACAAAAAUAUUAUUGAAGUUCUGCAAGUUUUUGAGGUUGGAGAAAAAGUAUAUGUUGUCAUGGAGCUUGCAGAAAAGGGAGACUUAUUAGAAUACAUAAAGAAAAAUGGCUGUGUUAGAGAGUGGAAAGCCAAAAAGCUCUUCAAACAACUCCUAGAAGCAGUAAAGUUUUGCCAUAAACAAGGCGUCGUUCAUCGAGAUUUGAAAUGCGAAAAUGUUUUACUCGAUAAAUGUCAUAAUGUUAAACUGACAGAUUUUGGAUUUUCUAAGUUCAAUCCUCAAAAUGAACUCUGUAAGACGUUUUGUGGGUCAGCCGCUUACGCUGCGCUGGAGAUACUUCAAGGUAUAGAGUACAAUGGAGAGAAAGCAGACAUCUGGAGUUUAGGUGUCAUUCUAUACACCAUGGUAACAGGACGAAUGCCUUUUGAUGACACAAACAUGAGCACCCUUAAAAAACAAAUAAAAAAUGGAGUCGAGUUUAUAAAACCAAAGCAGUACAUCUCUGAUGAAUGUAAAGACCUCAUUCAGAAAAUGAUGGCAACAGACCAUCAGUUUAGAAUUAGCAUACCUGAAAUAGAGAGUCAUAAAUGGGUUGCAGGAGCAUCUACACCAGGAUCAAGAAUGCAGUCUAGCAAAUCCAGGAUUCAAUCUAGUCAAUCAAGUAGUGAUUAAUCAUAAACUCAGUUCUUCAUCAGUGCUGUGAAAGGUUCAAGGAAUAGAGCAGGCAUUUGGACAUAUGAAAAGCAUUCUUAGUUUAAGGAGUAUUAUGAAAUCAUUUAUAUCUAUACUGCAUAAAGU
Molecule: messenger RNA, 1058 nt
Organism: Actinia tenebrosa (Australian red waratah sea anemone)
Lineage: Eukaryota; Metazoa; Cnidaria; Anthozoa; Actiniaria; Actiniidae
Product: testis-specific serine/threonine-protein kinase 3
Biological process (GO): microtubule cytoskeleton organization; protein phosphorylation; intracellular signal transduction
Cellular component (GO): cytoplasm
Molecular function (GO): tau-protein kinase activity; ATP binding
Source: RefSeq, a predicted model, not a curated record